Molecule: messenger RNA, 525 nt
Organism: Dictyostelium purpureum
Lineage: Eukaryota; Evosea; Eumycetozoa; Dictyosteliales; Dictyosteliaceae
Exons: 1
Coding region: 1-525 (174 amino acids)
Biological process (GO): cell-matrix adhesion
Cellular component (GO): lysosome; extracellular region
Molecular function (GO): calcium ion binding
Source: RefSeq, a predicted model, not a curated record
AUGAUCAAAUACUCACUUUUAUUAGUUUUACUAUUCGUUGCUGAAUGUGUAUUUUCAUUUUCAUGCUGUGUCCCAAAACAAUGGUCAGGUUCCUCAAAUAGUUAUGACUCUGAGGGUAACCAAAUCCAAAAAAAUUACUUUUAUGAUUCAACUAAAUUAUUGGUUAGAAUCGAUACCAUUUAUUUAAAUGGUAGUUUCAAUCAAACCACCUAUAGUAGUUAUGCUAAUUUAACAACCACCGGUUCUGAAUGGGUUAUGAAUAACCUUGACAACACUUGCUAUCAAACUGGUCCAGAUUAUUGGAACGGUCAAUGCUUUGGUGAUAUCUAUGGUCUCCCAUUCCAAUACUCAUCUCCAGGUAAAAAUGUUUUCUCUAACCCAACCAACGGUAUCACUGUUGUCACUGACAGUUACUGCAGACCAACUCAAAUCACUAACAAAUUAGCCAAUAUCCAAUAUAAUUUCUUCAACCUUAAAUCAGGUGUCUAUCAAUCAGCCUUUGUUAUGCCAUCAGUUUGUAAAUAA